AAACAUUGAACUAAAUGGAUGACGUGUAUGUUAGGGUCCUUCGGACUUCCGGGUGUGUAAACAGAUCGCAAACGGUGUCGCCUCUCCCAAAAGAUGUCUAAAGUAACGUUUAAAAUCACCCUGACGUCGGACCCCCGGCUUCCAUACAAAGUACUAAGUGUCCCAGAAAGCACACCAUUCACAGCAGUUUUGAAGUUUGCAGCUGAGGAGUUCAAAGUGCCAUCAGCAACCAGUGCGAUAAUAACAAAUGAUGGAAUAGGAAUCAAUCCUGCCCAGACAGCAGGAAAUGUGUUUCUUAAACACGGCUCAGAGCUUCGCAUCAUUCCCAGAGACAGAGUGGGAGGACAAGAAGACUGAUGCUGCUUUUCCUCGCUGACGACAUAAUGACUCACCCGGCAGAAUCAUAUAACACUUGAGACCCAGGAAACACCUAAGUGUGUGUCAUAUUUAUUUUCUGGCCCACAACUGACAGUGACUCACAAGAGAAUAUGUAUAUUUAAACUUGAUGGUGAAAUGCACACAAACUUGCAUGCUCCCUGCUUCUUCGUUCUCAGUUAUUUUCUUCAAUAAGUGUCGUCGCAUCAAAGGAUUGGUGUGACGGCUAGAGUUCCCAGAAGUACUGAGUCAUUAAUAGACACAAACACAACAGAGGCAUCAUGGAAAAUAUUUAGCUAAGAUUAAUAAACUGAUUCAACAGUUUUUGCUUUUGUAUCUUUGUAAAUGACAAUAAAUCAGUAUAACUAACAAAAACACAUGCAUAUAUGGCAAUGUUUACUUUUGUAUUCAUCAGCAUUGUGAAUAUGGUAAUAUGAGAGGUUGCAUUAUAUGUAAAACAUGCUUUGAAGGACCAUUGUCGUUAUAUUAGGUGGCUGUUGAUGUGCAGGUAAAUUGUCUGUAUGAUGAUAUACAUUAUUCUUUGUCAGGCUAUUGUCCUUUAUCCCCAAACACAAGAUAAAUAAACUUACAUCAUGGGUCUGUACUUAACUUGUAUGGUGGACCAGCUCCUUCCAUAACUCAAGGAACAUUUACUUUUUAGCUAAUGUAGGACAUGUUCAUCUGUCAAUCGCUGCGGGCACGUGGAUCUUUGCUGCCCUCUGUCUCUGUAUUUCAAGCUAUGUAUUAUGCCUCGUUGCACAAUAAAUAUAAAAAGACUACAUUGAGUAAUCGAGAGAAUAGUAGAACUGUUUAAUGUGCACUGCUAGCAUAAUUAGGAGCUGAGGAGCAGGUGGUGAGAAAACAAGGCAGGCAUCUUAUUUGAUUUUGAUUUGAUUUAAAUGCGGAGGCCCCAGAAUGUGUCCCAAUGGCUUAUCAAUAGCUAACAAUCCCACACCACCAAAAACAUGGAUUUUCAUCUGGAAAUAAAUUCACUGUUUACUUGCG
This is a messenger RNA of Anoplopoma fimbria (sablefish), 1380 nucleotides long. RefSeq names its product ubiquitin-fold modifier 1 (gene ufm1). The transcript has 6 exons. The coding region runs from base 94 to 357 and encodes 87 amino acids. The record is from RefSeq and is a predicted model, not a curated record. NCBI's taxonomy places the organism in Eukaryota, Metazoa, Chordata, Actinopteri, Perciformes, Anoplopomatidae. Gene Ontology annotation, cellular component: cytoplasm; nucleus. Gene Ontology annotation, biological process: protein K69-linked ufmylation.